CAAAAACUGCAAAAGAAAAAAAUAUAUACAUACACACACAUAUAUAGAGGCAGGGAGUUGGUGAAAGGCUUUUGCCAUAAUCCACGUGAAUGAGGAUGGAAGCACAGGCAGGAUGGCUGUGGCAGCUUUAGUGGUGAGCAGCAGGGGUUUCCAGAUGUGUUUUUCAUGGGAUCUCAUGAUGGGGAGGAAGUAGGGUGAGGGCACAUGGUUUCUAAACUGAAUUCCAAGUUUCUGGCUUGAACUUUUGAGUAAGUGGUAGUGCCAUUAUGGAGCUGAAAGACUGCUAGAAGAGCAAGCGAGGGAAGGCUGGAGGGCACGCGAGGGAGAAUCUUUGUUUUGACAUGUGAAGGCUGAGAUGUCACUACACAUCUAACUAGGGAACUGUCCAGAGCUCAGGAGUGAGUUGGAACUAGAGAGAUAAAUUUGGGAGUUGUCGAAUGUAAUUGGUUAAGCCAUUCAACUGGGUGCAAUCAACUAGAGGACAAGUGUUGAUAGAGGUACAAGGACUAAACCCUCGGAUAGGUCCAUGUUUAAUGAUUUUAAAAAGGAGAAAACCCCAGCACAAGAGAUGGAGAAGGCAGCCAGUGUGCUAGAAGGGAGCCAGGUGCUCCUGAAAUCGAGCGGGUAAAGUAAGCGUGCCACAUCCUUCAGAGGAGCUGAAUAAGGUGAAGAGGAAGAAUGCAUCACUGGCUGUGUCACACGAAGGUCACUGGUCUGCCCUUUCACGGGAGUGUCGGGACGAAAGCCCUUUCAGGGUGGACUCGAAAGAGAAAAAGAAGAAGAGGACAGAUGAUAAGUCCUGAUGACCCUUUUGAGAAGUUUAACUGAAAAAGGGAACAGAGGAAUGGAACAGCAUGUGAGGUCGAGGGAGGGCUGUUCUAGCCACAGGUAUUCCAAAGCGCCCCGUGGUGGGACAUUCAGGUUACUGUUACCACGAUGAUUUGCUGUUAUAAGUAAUGCUGCCGAAUGAAGGCCCCAUCAGGGUCUUGUUUUUGAAAAGAAAUGUCCUUGUUCUGGGUGUGUGUUUUGUCAACAUGACAUCCUACUGGUUGUGUAUUGGUUCAACACUUCUGCUUUGUGGAAAGAUGGAAGGCUCUGAGAUCAUUCACUCCAGUGUCCUUUGACCAGCACCUCCAGAUCCCCUGCAUUUCAGAGCCCACAGACUGUACCCCUGUGGACACUGGGCUCAGUUUUCUCCCAGACCAAGUCCCUUGGCCCCAGCCCCAUGGGUCCUCCUCCUGUAGUGGUGUAGCCAUACUGAAAGUUCCAGAGGGGCAGGCUGUGUUAGGCCCAUCAAAUCCUUCAUUUCCUAGAAGACUGGCCCACCCCCUUUGCACUCCUAGGGAGAGGAAGGGCCCUACUGCUCCAGACUGGAAGGCCUUCCUGAGCCAGGGCGCCCCCUGGGACCCUGCUUCUUACACAGUAGAGUUGUGUGCCAGCCAGGCCUGCCCUGUGGACUGGGCCAGAGCCCUCAGGGGCUGGCACGGGAAGGUGCUCAGCAGAGAUGCCAGCACCUUUGGAACAUCUGCAGACCCUGAGUGAUGGAUGGCUCUCAGCCACCAUGGUCAAGGUCAGUGAGCCUUGUCUUCAUCCCAGAUGGUCAAUACCAGGCUUGCAAAAGCCCUAGGGACCAUAUGAUCUUACAAAUAGGCCCUGUACACACGCACACGCACAGAAGUUGACUGAUACACACCAAUAUGAACACAGACACAUGAUGACAUAGCUAUACACAAUGUGGUUACACUGUCACGCACAUGUAGCAAUAGACACCCAUAGUCUUCUGCACACACACCUACAGACUCCCACACACAGACUCACUCCCACCCACACACACACACAAGCACACUGCCACAGCACCUUACCCUCUAUGAAGACACGCUGGCACAGGCUACACAGAGGCACACUGAGACACACCCACACCCACACUGCACACACUGUGGAAAGCGAGUGAUGCACAGUCACGGCGCACAUAUGCUGACAAAAAAGUGCAAAUGUGAUCACACCGAGACAUACGUGCAGGCUUACACACACACACUGACAUAAAUGCCUGAAAUAGAAUCUCAAAGAUACAGCACAUAGGCACACUGAAACACACGUAUGCACACAACACUUGUGCGUGCACACCACACACACGUACCCUGACAUGUGCAGUCACACGUGUACUAAUCAGCCCUGAGGUGUCCAGGGCUCUCCUGGGGCUGCUGCCCAGCCCCUGAGGGCACAGAGGUCUCCAGUCCCAUCGUAAGCUCUGCUGGAUUCUGUGUGACGUCAGCCAACCCCUUCGCUGCUGCCAGGAACUGCAAGCUCAGUGCUGGGGCCAGGCCGGCACCAGGCACAGACACUUAGGCCCUUGUUGGGAAAACAGAGAGAGGCUCUCUUGUCCACUACUCGUCCUUAGCUCCAACUGCUGGUUCUCCCAGAGACUUCUCCUCAGGCUAUACAGGUACAUGGGGCCAGGGAGGGGAGGGCCUGGCAGUGGGCCAUCAGGGUCAGCCCAGGAGAGGGUGUGGCAGAGUGGUGGGCUGUCUGAAAGAGCUCAUACCCAUGGCCUUGGCCGGAGCCAGGCUGCUCACCCUAUUCAGCAGGUCUACCCUGACAGGGCUGUGGGUAUCCCCUUCUAUCCCCUUUACUUUCUCAGUUUCUAAGGAGGCCAAGGGAAGGGUGCCUUUAGGACCCCCCUCAAGGGAGUAGAGAUGGCCGAUCUUUACCCAAAGAGACUGGACUGCAACCCUGGCCCCACAAUGAGCUAAACCUGUAGUAUUGGGAUGCACAGUGCCCAGCAGCUCCUGGGAGCAGCUGGAAUCUCAGAGCCCACCUGAUCACUGCCACAGAAUGGACUCUAGCCCGGCCGGGGCCCCCAGUCCACAGCCCUCCAGGGCCAAUGGGAACGUCCACCUGGGACCUUCAGCCAACCCAAACGCCAGGCCCACGGACUUCGACUUUCUCAAAGUCAUUGGCAAGGGGAACUACGGGAAGGUCCUCCUGGCCAAACACAAGACAGACGGCAUGUUCUAUGCAGUGAAGGUGCUGCAGAAAAAAUCCAUCCUAAAGAGGAAAGAGCAGGGACACAUCAUGGCAGAGCGCAAUGUGCUUCUGAAGAAUGUGAGGCACCCCUUCCUGGUAGGCCUGCGCUACUCCUUCCAGACUCCCGAGAAGCUCUACUUCGUGCUCGAUUAUGUCAACGGGGGAGAGCUCUUCUUCCACCUGCAGCGAGAGCGCCGGUUCCUGGAGCCUCGGGCCCGCUUCUACGCUGCAGAGGUGGCCAGCGCCAUUGGCUACCUACACUCCCUCAACAUCAUUUACAGGGACCUGAAACCAGAAAACAUUCUCUUGGACUGCCAGGGACACAUAGUACUGACAGAUUUCGGCCUCUGCAAGGAAGGUGUCGAGCCCGAGGAGACCACAUCCACGUUCUGUGGCACCCCUGAGUACUUGGCUCCCGAAGUGCUUCGGAAAGAGCCUUAUGACCGCGCAGUGGACUGGUGGUGCUUGGGGGCAGUCCUCUACGAGAUGCUACAGGGCCUGCCACCCUUCUACAGCCAAGAUGUGGCCCAGAUGUAUGACAACAUUCUACACCAGCCGCUGCAGAUCCCUGGGGGCCGGACAGUGGCUGCCUGCGACCUCCUGCAGGGCCUUCUCCAUAAGGACCAGAGGCAGCGGCUGGGCUCCAAAGCAGACUUCCUUGAGAUAAAGAAUCAUGUAUUCUUCAGCCCCAUAAACUGGGAUGACUUGUACCACAAGAGGCUGACUCCACCUUUCAACCCCAAUGUGGAAGGACCUGCUGACCUGAAACACUUUGACCCAGAGUUCACCCAGGAAGCUGUGUCCAAGUCCAUCGGCUGCACCCCUGACGCUGUGGCCAGCAGCUCUGGGGCCUCAAGCGCAUUUCUGGGAUUUUCUUAUGCGCAGGAGGAUAAUGACCUCUUGGAUUGCUAGAAGAGAAUCACCUGUGAAACCACUGAGACCAGCUUGGUAUUAGUAAGGACUUACUUCUCAGCAAAAUAAUAAUGACCUGAAUGAGAAA
Molecule: messenger RNA, 4024 nt
Organism: Otolemur garnettii (small-eared galago)
Lineage: Eukaryota; Metazoa; Chordata; Mammalia; Primates; Galagidae
Gene: SGK2
Product: SGK2, serine/threonine kinase 2
Exons: 13
Coding region: 2833-3936 (367 amino acids)
Biological process (GO): protein phosphorylation
Molecular function (GO): ATP binding; protein serine/threonine kinase activity
Source: RefSeq, a predicted model, not a curated record